AGCGUGCGCGCGCCGGGGGGACGCGGGCGGGCGGCGCCGGCGGGACCGCGCCCGUCGCAAGAUGGCGGCGGCCAUGCUAGGCCCUGGGGCCGUGUGUGCGCAGCGGGCGGCGGCGGCGCAGCCUGGGCGGCAGGCGCGGCGGCGGUGCUAGCCCGGCCCUCGGCCCCUCGUCACGGUCGCUACCUCCGCCUCUCCCCGCCUUGCCGAUAUGGAUCUGCCCGUGGGCCCCGGCGCGGCGGGGCCCAGCAACGUCCCGGCCUUCCUGACCAAGCUGUGGACCCUCGUGAGCGACCCGGACACCGACGCGCUUAUCUGCUGGAGCCCGAGUGGGAACAGCUUUCACGUGUUCGACCAGGGCCAGUUUGCCAAGGAGGUGCUGCCCAAGUACUUCAAGCACAACAACAUGGCCAGCUUCGUGCGGCAGCUCAACAUGUAUGGCUUCCGGAAGGUGGUCCACAUUGAGCAGGGCGGUCUGGUCAAACCAGAGAGGGAUGACACUGAGUUCCAGCACCCGUGCUUCCUGCGCGGCCAGGAGCAGCUCCUUGAGAACAUCAAGAGGAAAGUGACCAGUGUGUCCACCCUGAAGAAUGAUGACAUAAAGAUUCGCCAGGACAGUGUCACCAAGCUGCUGACUGAUGUACAGCUGAUGAAGGGGAAGCAGGAGAGCAUGGACUCCAAACUCCUGGCCAUGAAGCACGAGAACGAGGCCCUGUGGCGGGAGGUGGCCAGCCUGCGGCAGAAGCACGCCCAGCAGCAGAAAGUCGUCAACAAGCUCAUCCAGUUCCUCAUCUCGCUGGUGCAGUCGAACCGGAUCCUGGGGGUGAAGAGAAAGAUCCCUCUGAUGUUGAACGACAGCAGCUCGGCACAUUCCAUGCCCAAGUACGGCAGGCAGUACUCCCUGGAGCACAUCCAUGGCUCAGGCCCCUACUCGGCUCCAUCCCCAGCCUACAGCGGCUCCAGCCUCUACUCCCCAGAUGCUGUUGCAAGCUCCGGACCCAUCAUCUCCGACAUCACUGAGCUGGCUCCCAGCAGCCCCUUGGCCUCCCCAGGCGGGAGCAUAGAUGAGAGACCCCUGUCCAUCAGCCCCCUGGUGCGAGUCAAGGAGGAGCCCCCAAGCCCUUCCCGGAGCCCCCGGGUGGAGGAGGCCAGUCCCGGGCAACCGCCCUCUGUUGUGGAGACCCCCUUGUCCCCAACCACCCUCAUCGACUCUAUCCUGCGGGAGAGCGAGCCUGCCCCUGCCGCCUCGGCCACGCCCCUCACAGAAGUGGGAACCUGCCCCCCCUCGCCCCCACCUGCCUCGGCCCCCGAGAAGUGCCUCAGCGUUGCCUGUCUGGACAAGCCCCUGUCAAUCAGCCCCCUCGACACACAUACGCCACCAUGGUUGCUGCUGUCACCCUCUCCUGCGACAGGCUGCUGGGUCCGUGUGUCUGUCCUGCUGCCCAGCAGAGGCCCUGCCCUAGAGGCUGAGACCGAGCUCAGUGACCACUUGGACGCCAUGGACUCCAACCUGGACAACCUGCAGACCAUGCUUACAAACCACGGCUUCAGCGUGGACACCAGCGCCCUGCUGGAUCUUUUCAGCCCCUCGGUGACUGUGCCCGACAUGAGCCUGCCUGACCUUGACAGCAGCCUGGCCAGCCAGAUCCAGGAGCUCCUCUCUCCCCAGGAACCACCCAGGCCUCUUGAGGCAGAGAGCAACAGCCCCGACUCAGGGAAGCAGCUGGUGCACUACACGGCGCAGCCCCUCUUCCUGGUGGACCCGGGCUCUGUGGACGUGGGCAACAGCGACAUGCCGGUGCUCUUCGAGCUGGGGGAGGGCUCCUACUUCUCCGAGGGGGAUGACUACGCAGACGACCCCACCAUCUCUCUGCUGACGGGCUCUGAGCCCCCAAAAGCCAAGGACCCCACUGUCUCCUAGAAGCCCCAGGAGGAGGGCCGCCCCGAGCCCUCCUCCCACUCCUGGUGCAGGGCUGGUCUUGGGGAGCCUGGCACCUGGGGCCAGCUGGGGGCUGGGUGUGGCCCCAAGUGCCAGGCUAGCUUGGGGCAUCCCCCCUUACUUGGACUGACCAGUAUUGCAGGUGUUCAUAGUCAGAAUUGUAUUUUGGAUUUUUACACGAGAGUCCCUCUUUCCCCUUCCGUAGAGAUAUACAGAUAAAUACACAGACGGACGGACAAGACAGGCAGAGAUCUAUAAAGGACAGGCUCUAUGCUGUG
Molecule: messenger RNA, 2214 nt
Organism: Equus caballus (horse)
Lineage: Eukaryota; Metazoa; Chordata; Mammalia; Perissodactyla; Equidae
Gene: HSF1
Product: heat shock transcription factor 1
Biological process (GO): regulation of DNA-templated transcription
Molecular function (GO): sequence-specific DNA binding; DNA-binding transcription factor activity
Source: RefSeq, a predicted model, not a curated record